Molecule: messenger RNA, 1002 nt
Organism: Hyaena hyaena (striped hyena)
Lineage: Eukaryota; Metazoa; Chordata; Mammalia; Carnivora; Hyaenidae
Product: procathepsin L-like
Exons: 7
Biological process (GO): immune response
Cellular component (GO): lysosome
Molecular function (GO): cysteine-type endopeptidase activity
Source: RefSeq, a predicted model, not a curated record
AUGCAUCCUUCUCUCUUCCUAGCUGCCCUUUGCCUGAGAAUAGCCUCAGCUGCUCCACAACUCAAUCAGAGCAUAGAUGAACAAUGGUCUCAGUGGAAGGCAACAUACGGAAAACUAUAUAGUGUGGAUGAAGAAGGCUGGAGGAGAGCAGUGUGGGAGAGGAAUAUGCAAAUGAUUGAAUAGCACAAUCAGGAACACAGCCAAGGGAAACACAGCUUCACAAUGGCAAUGAAUGGUUUUGGUGACAUGACCAGUGAAGAAUUCAAGCAGGUGUUGAAUGACCUUAAAUUCCAGAAACUCAAGAAGGGGAAAGUCUUCCAAGCACCUCUCUUUGCUGAGGUCCCCUCAUCUGUGGACUGGAGAGAGAAAGGCUAUGUAACCUCCGUGAAGAAUCAGGGUAACUGUCUUUGUUGUUGGGCUUUUAGUGCAAUUGGUGCCCUUGAAGGACAGAUGUUCCUGAAAACUGGCAAACUUGUUUCACUGAGUGAGCAGAACCUAGUGGACUGCUCUUGGCCUCAAGGCAAUAAGGGCUGCUAUGGUGGCCGAAUGGAUAAAGCCUUCCUGUAUGUUAAGGAAAACGGAGGCCUGGAGUCAGAGGAAUCUUAUCCAUAUCAUGCACAGAAUGAAUUCUGUAAAUACAAGGCUGAGAAUUCUGCCGCCAACGUGACUGCCUUCUGGAGUGUCAUAAACAAGGAGGAUGGCCUAAUGACCACAGUGGCAACUGUGGGGCCCGUCUCUGCUGCUAUAGAUGCAAGCCUGAAUUCCUUCCAGUUCUAUAAAAAAGACAUUUAUUAUGAUCCAAAGUGCAGCAAUAAGCACCCGAAUCAUGCUGUUCUGGUGGUUGGUUAUGGCUUUGAAGGAGAAGAAUCAGACAACAAAAAAUAUUGGAUUGUUAAGAACAGCUGGAGUGCAAAUUGGGGCAAACAUGGCUACAUACUCAUGGCCAAGGACCGGGACAACCACUGUGGAAUCGCCACCUUGGCCAGCUUUCCUAUCGUGUGA